Messenger RNA from Ceratosolen solmsi marchali, 2247 nucleotides. It is a transcript of the gene Madm, whose product is annotated as MLF1-adaptor molecule. Bases 217 to 2016 code for a protein of 599 amino acids. The transcript is spliced from 11 exons. Gene Ontology annotation, biological process: protein phosphorylation. The record is from RefSeq and is a predicted model, not a curated record. Gene Ontology annotation, molecular function: protein kinase activity; ATP binding. Lineage: Eukaryota; Metazoa; Arthropoda; Insecta; Hymenoptera; Agaonidae.
UUUCUGAUUUAUUGUGCAUAUUUAUUGAUAUGCUUGUGGCUUGGUGAACUUUCCACUGCAUUAUUAACAACUUGUGGAUCAACCGUAUGUGUCAUCAGUGUCGAUAUUAUCUGUUCCUGUACUCAGUGUGCGCAGCAGUACUGAUGUACCUGGCCAAGCUGCUACCUUCCAUCAAUCUGUAAUAACAAUUCUUAUUGAUCAAGAGUAGAGUGUGUGAUGCCCGGCAGUCGCGCCAGCACGGAUCCCGAGCACAAAUCCCCUAGGGAAAGUGGUGAGGACUCCGAGGAUGAGAGCGAAAUACUGGAGGAAAGCCCAUGUGGGCGAUGGCUUAAACGCAGGGAAGAGGUGUACGUAGGUUCCAAAUCCACAAUAAGUGAUGGCACGAAUUUCAAUACAUCUAGAAUCAGUGACAAUGACAUAGCCGAGUCAGAGGUGGAACAACAAGACUUGCCAGGAAUAGAUUGUGCUUAUUUAGCAAUGGAUACAGAGGAGGGUGUGGAAGUCGUUUGGAAUGAAGUGCAGUUUUCUGAACGCAAAAAUUUCAAAGCACAAGAAGAAAAGAUUCAGUUGGUAUUUGAGAACCUCACUCAACUUGAACACCCAAAUAUUGUUAAAUUUCAUAGGUAUUGGACAGAUACCCAUAAUGACAAACCCCGAGUUAUUUUUAUAACGGAGUACAUGUCAUCUGGAUCCUUAAAACAGUUCCUAAAACGAACAAAACGUAACGUAAAAAAAUUACCGUUACAAGCGUGGAAACGGUGGUGUACUCAAAUUCUUUCAGCACUCAGUAUAUUAAUUUUUAACUGUAAUUUGUCAAUUAAUCUUGAAAAAAUAUUUUCAGUCUCACCUCCUAUUAUUCAUGGAAAUUUAACUUGUGAUACUAUAUUCAUACAACAUAACGGUCUAGUCAAGAUCGGUUCUGUGGCACCUGAUGCAAUACACCAUCAUAUAAAAACUCAUAGAGAAAAUAUGAAGAAUAUGCAUUUUGUUGCUCCAGAAUAUGGAAACUUAGCAACACCUGCCAUUGAUAUAUACUCAUUUGGCAUGUGUGCAUUGGAAAUGGCUGCAUUAGAAAUUCAGGGAAAUGGAGACAAUGGUACAGUUGUUACAGAGGAAAAUAUCAAGAAGACAAUAGAAUCUUUGGAUGAUGCACAACAAAAAGAUUUUAUUCGAAAAUGUCUUCAAGCUGAUCAUUUGAAUAGGCCAAGUGCCAGAGAACUGCUUUUUCAUCCUGUUCUUUUUGAAGUUCAUUCAUUGAAGUUACUCGCAGCACAUGCUUUGGUUAAUUCAGCCACAAAUAUUUCCGAGACUAUAACGGAUGAAGUGUUGCAAAGGCUUUAUGGUCCAGAUACCGUCGUUGCCGAAAUUAAGUAUCAAAAUAGGCCUUCUCAUCAAAUUCGAUUUAGUGAUAUACCUGUAGCAGAGAAGCUAGAAAAGUUUGUUGAAGAUGUAAAAUAUGGAAUUUAUCCAUUAACUGCAUUUAUGGCCAAACUUCCACCACCCGUCCGGCCUCGGGCAAUUUCUCCCGAGGUUACGGAGUCUGUGAAGUCUGUGACUCCAGAACCUGUUGAUGUGGAAUCUCGUAGAGUAGUUAAUAUGAUGUGUAACGUCAAACCUCGAGAGGAGAGCUGUGAAUUGCUUAUGACAAUAUUGUUGAGAAUGGAUGAUAAAAUGAAUCGACAGUUAACUUGUCCAGUUUCACAAGCCGAUACAUCAAUGCUACUCGCACAGGAACUUGUACAUUUUGGUUUUAUUAACGAAGAUGACCGUGACAAGAUAGCAAAUUUGAUUGAGGAAGCGCUGCGCAGUUGUUUCAAUAAGCAGCAGUUGCUAAGCCCUGGUCUUGUCUCGCUUACUAAUCUGCCUAGUCAGACAACGCUGUUAUUGCCUGGGCCCGAGUUUCCUCGUCUUCAACCUCUUAAAAGUAUGGAACCGGGUACGAGGCAACAGCAGCAGCAACGACAUUACGAUCCUGACAUGGAGCCUCAGACGAUUGCGAACGAAGUCGGCAGUUAACCGGCAGUUGUUUAUUUUUUUAGUGUUCGUCGAUUCUAUCGCUGUGCCACUUCGCACACUCCAUGUAUAGACUGGCUAUGUAUUUUUCUAUUUUAAGUAAGAAUGCAAUGGAAGAGAAAACGAGAAAAGGAAAAAAGAAAAACAAAGCAUUAAUGCUGAACAAGGGGAACAUGCAGAAUUUUUCAUUUGUCUUUCAAUCGACAGAUAUAAUAUAAGAAAAAUAUACAAAAU